UCAAGUUGCCUUUGGACUCGACAUAAUUAUGACCACAGCGUCUUGGCUCACCUACUGUACUGUGUGUUUGUUGGUGUGACAGACUAACCUUUUUAAAUAUGUGUCAGAGUCUUCGUGAGAGUCUCCCGCUCUGUUCUGUCCUUUUCAACGUUGCCUGAAUGCUCGUAGAUGUGUUUGUCUCGUUCGGUGUUUUUGUCUGUGUGUCGCUCUGUGUUUGCGCGUUGUUGUCUGUGCUCCCUGGUCUGAUUGCACCGGUGUCUGACAGCCCCUGUCCUGUACUUACACAGCAUAAGCUGAAAUCUUCGCAGAGGGACAAGGUACGGCAGUUCAUGUCCUUCACACAGGCUGGGGAGAAGACAGCUGUGUACUGCCUCACGCAGAAUGACUGGAAACUAGAAGUGGCGACCGACAACUACUUUCAGAACCCAGAUCUGUACUGUAAGGAAUCCAUGAAAACCUCAGUGGACCGGAAAAAGCUGGAGCAGCUCUACAAUCGCUAUAAAGAUCCACAGGAUGAGAAUAAGAUUGGUAUUGACGGGAUCCAGCAGUUUUGUGACGACCUCACACUGGAUCCAGCCAGCAUCACCGUGCUGGUCGUUGCAUGGAAGUUUCGUGCUGCCACUCAGUGCGAGUUCUCCAAGAAGGAGUUUGUGGAUGGAAUGACGGAGCUGGGGUGUGACAGCCCAGAAAAACUGAAGGCCAUGUUGCCAAGAUUAGAGCAGGAGCUAAAAGAUACUGGAAAGUUCAAGGACUUCUACCAGUUCACCUUUAAUUUUGCCAAAAAUCCUGGACAGAAGGGUUUAGACUUGGAGAUGGCUGUAGCCUACUGGAACCUGGUUCUCUCAGGACGAUUUAAGUUCCUCGAUCUUUGGAAUAGAUUUCUUCUGGAACACCAUAAACGAUCCAUCCCGAAGGACACGUGGAACCUAUUGUUGGACUUCGGUAACAUGAUUGCAGAUGAUAUGUCAAAUUAUGAUGAGGAAGGAGCGUGGCCAGUUCUUAUAGAUGAUUUUGUGGAAUUCGCUCGACCGAUUGUAACAGGAACAAAACGUAAAACUCUCUAAAUCCAACCACAACUCUGGACAGCCAGAACGUUGUUUCUUUUACAGUGACUUCAUAGUUUU
Paralichthys olivaceus (Japanese flounder) is the source of this 1124-nucleotide messenger RNA. NCBI's taxonomy places the organism in Eukaryota, Metazoa, Chordata, Actinopteri, Pleuronectiformes, Paralichthyidae. The record is from RefSeq and is a predicted model, not a curated record.